CUUAUUUUCAUUUAUUUUGGGCAUUGCACAAUCAUCAUAUUAUAGUGGAUCUGCAACUGAAGCACCUCGCCGGAGAAGUAGACCGACUGUCUCCGCUGUAGGUUUAAUCCACGAUGGCUCUCAAUAUACCAGGUCUGAUAAUGAUGAUAGCAUUCUUCCUGCUUGUGUUGGGAAUCGGCAUCUGGGCCUCUGUAAAGUCUAAGAAGAUGGAGAAAAACACACAAGGUGGACAGCUGGAGGUUUCUUUUUUGGCGAACCGGAGUGUCAGCUUGGUAGUGGGAGUCUUCACGAUGACUGCUACUUGGGUUGGAGGUGCCUUCAUCAUUGGUAUUGCAGAGUCAGUCUAUGACCCCACCAGAGGUCUAAUCUGGGCCCUUGUUCCUCUGCAAAUUUCCAUUUCCUUUAUCAUCGGUGGACUGUUCUUUGCAAAGCCAAUGAGGGAGAACCAUUACAUCAGUAUGAUGGAUCCCUUUCAGAGGAAGUAUGGAAACAAACUGACUGCGGUUCUUGCCAUCAUUCCUCUCAUAACGGAAGUUGUCUGGAUUCCUCCAUUACUGAUUUCCUUGGGAGCCACCAUGAGUGUUGUUAUAGAUCUGCCCUUCAGUGUUUGCGUCUGGAUCUCUGCUGUGGUGGUGAUCAUCUACACUGUUCUUGGCGGUCUCUACUCAGUGGCUUACACUGACGUCAUCCAGAUCUCACUGGUGUUUCUGAGCCUGUGGCUGUGUGUCCCUUUCGUUCUGACCAGUAAUGUUUAUACUGACAUCACUGAAACAGCAUUCAACCACACACAACAGGGCUCCUGGCUUGGCCAGCUUGAGUCUGAUGAAGUCUGGAGAUGGAUUGAUCAUUUUCUACUGAUGACUUUUGGAAAUGUGGCCAUUCAGGAUUUCCAUCAGAGGACACUGUCCUCCAGCUCCACGUCUACAGCCAGGAUCAUCUGUUUCAUAGCAGCAGGAGCAGUAAUCAUUGUAGGAAUCCCAUCUGUGCUAAUUGGAGCUGUAGCAGCUUCAACAGACUGGAACUCCACCUCAUAUGGCUCUCCUUCUCCAUACGAGCGAGGGGAGGCAGCCAUGGUGUUGCCCAUCACCCUUCAGAAUUUAACCCCAACCUACAUUUCUGCCUUUGGCAUCGGAGCUAUUGCUGCUGCAGCGAUGUCAUCAGCUGACUCUGUAAUUUUGUCUGCAACCACCAUCUUCACCACCACCAUCUACCAGACCAUCAGGAGUCAGGCAUCCGAUAAAGAGCUGCAGUGGGUGAUCCGUGUCUCCAUAGUGGCUGCAGGACUUGUGGGAACAUCCCUCACCUAUCUGGACUACAGUGUCAUGAUUUUCUGGAUCCUGGGCUCAGACCUGACUUACACCAUUAUUUUCCCCCAGCUGGUCUGCGUCCUCUUCAUCAGGGUUUCCAACGGUUAUGGGGCUGCUGCAGGCUAUGUUGUUGGAGUGGUGAUGAGAGUUUUGUGUGGAGAGCCGUUGUUUGGCCUCCCUGUGAUCCUACAUUUCCCAGGAUGCACUUUAGAGAACGGUGUUUAUGUUCAGCGUUUUCCUUUCAAGUCCAUCUGCAUGCUGUCUGCUCUGGCCUCCAUCUUGGUGGUUUCAUAUGUGGCCUCACUCCUGUUUAACAAGGGGAUCCUUCCUGAGAGGUGGGACGUGUUCAAGGUGAAGUCACAGGAAGCACCACCACCAGCAGAGGCUGAUAGUAAAAAGGCUGAUGGAGAUGAUAAAUGUGCUUCUGAACCGAUGUUGGACACAAAAUGCUGAAGUUAUUUUUGUCUUAAUUGAGUUGUGGGGACUUCUGGUGUUGGUUCUUCCGUUAUAAGUCGUCCUGUUAGAAACACAUUGCUUCUACUCACUAACGGUGGCAGAUGCCGUGUGAUAGUUAGAGUUUCCAAGCUCGGAUUGUGAAAAGAAAUCCUUUAAAAUGAUUGUAUCCUAUUUUGAAGAAGGUCAUAGUAUAGUAUCUCUAAAAUAAAUAUUAAAAAUCAUAGUAUAGCUUGGCGAAAAAUGUGUAAUGUAUUUAUUACCUCAAAAGUCAGAGCAUCUUUCAUUUAUUUGACUUCUUUGGAUAUUGAAUGUGAAAACUGCAUCUUUUUGUAAGUAGGUCAGAAUUAACAAAUAUAACAAUUAAGAAAUAUGAUGAAAACCA
Messenger RNA from Cyclopterus lumpus (lumpfish), 2145 nucleotides. RefSeq names its product high affinity choline transporter 1-like. Gene Ontology annotation, cellular component: plasma membrane. The coding region runs from base 114 to 1760 and encodes 548 amino acids. The record is from RefSeq and is a predicted model, not a curated record. Lineage: Eukaryota; Metazoa; Chordata; Actinopteri; Perciformes; Cyclopteridae. Gene Ontology annotation, biological process: transmembrane transport; choline transport; acetylcholine biosynthetic process. Gene Ontology annotation, molecular function: choline:sodium symporter activity. The transcript has 8 exons.